Pelodiscus sinensis (Chinese soft-shelled turtle) is the source of this 2140-nucleotide messenger RNA. The record is from RefSeq and is a predicted model, not a curated record. NCBI's taxonomy places the organism in Eukaryota, Metazoa, Chordata, Testudines, Trionychidae.
ACUAAUUCUGUGCUUUCCCGAUGACAGGUCAAGAAGCUAUUCAGUCUCUCUAUUAUAACCAAAUAAAAUGGCAUCCAAACGGAUCACACAGGAAACAUUUGAUGAUGUGGUGCAAGAAAACAUCGCAGAAUUUGACAUGGAUCCAGAGGAGGCUGUGCAAGAAGCUGUCCAGCAAUUUGAAUCUCAAGGUGUUGAUCUGAGUACUAUUGUAAAAGCUGCACCGAGAUCUACUUCUGAAAAUGGCCAAGAGCAAAAACAUGACAUUUUGCAGACAUUAGACUCGCUCCGGAAAUCUGUCGUAGACUCUGCACUUGGUGAGGUUGUUGAGCAUCUUGUGCGCUUCAGCGAGCAAUGCAGGGAACAGCUGGCCACCCGCUACUUGGCUGGGCAGAAAGGUGCCUGGCCUGUGGUGUUGUCUGCCUGCAAGCUGGCCUCUGGAGACAAAAAUGCCCUGCUCAAGGCCCUGCAUGCCUUGUCUGCCAUCACAGAUGGGCAGCCAGACCUGCUCGACGCAGCUGGCCAAGAGCUGUUGCUUCACACCAUGAAGGAAAAUGCCAAUGACGCUGAAUUGACUCUACUUGGGAUCCGGUGCAUCCGACACGUCUGUUUGAAACACGAACAGAACCGCCAGGAACUGGUGAAAGGCGGCAUCCUGCCCCUGCUGACGGAUGCCAUUGUCAGGCAUGGCGACUGUGCCGGGGUGGUCCGGGAGGCCUGCUCGGCGCUUAGGGUCAUGACAUUGGAUGACGACAUCCGUGUGCCCUUUGGCCAUGCGCAUGAUCAUGCCAAGAUGAUUGUAUCCGAUCACAACGGUUUAAAGAUCCUCAUAGAGGCUGCCAAAGCAUUCACAGAUGACUCCAGCGUUCUCAGUGAGCUUUGUUCCACCGUCGGCCGCCUGUCUGUCCGGAACGAGUUCUGUCAAGAGAUUGUGGACCUUGGAGGCUUGAAUUUCAUGGUUGCCCUGUUGGCUGACUGCAUCGAUCAACAGGAGCUGGUGAAGCAGGUGCUGAGCGCCAUAUGGGCUAUCGCAGGCAACGACGACGUGAAAGACGCCAUCGUCAACGCUGGAGGAACGGACCUGAUUGUGCUGGCGAUGAGCCACCAUCUUGCCAGCCCUCAGAUCUGCGAGCAGGCCUGUGCCGCCCUGUGUAUGCUGGCCUUGCGCAAGCCAGAGAACUGUAAGGUCAUCAUGGAAGGCGGAGGGGCCCUGACGGCUCUUCAAGCCAUGAAGGUGCAUCCCAAAGAAGUGGCCGUGCAGAAACAGGCCUGCAUGCUGAUCCGGAACCUGGUCUCCCGGAACCAGGACUUCUCUCAGCCUAUCCUGGAGAUGGGAGCUGAGAACUUGAUUGUGGAGGCUCGUGUCGUGCACCGGGAUUGUGACGACAUCGCCAAAGCUGCCUUGAGAGACCUUGGCUGUAAAGUGGAGCUCCGCGAGCUGUGGACAGGCGAAAAGGGAAGCCUGGCUCCCUAGACCACUGCCCCCUAGUGCCUGGGGGCAUCUCUCUGUGUAGCAUCGACAGGCAAAAAUGGGGCUGCAAAUCAGCUGCUCUUAAAGCCAGACCUGAGCAGCAGAAAUGAAUGCCUGGCGGUUGAAGCUAUUGUGGUGGAUUGUAUAACAGGUAGGCAGCUCAGCUGUUGCAGGGAGGGCUCUGUCUGUGUAUACAGGCUGCAGAUAGACCGAACUUAGAAUGAUAAUCUCCUCCUCGCUACAGCCUGAUGCCUGGGAAAUAUCUACUUCCCUCUUCCCCUCCACCCCCAAACACACACAUGCCCAUUGCUGCAUGUUACUAGUUUAUAGUAUGUGCUGUUCCCACGUGUGUCUGUCCAUGUUAUGAUCCAAAGUAGAUCUCUUUCUGCAGCAGCUUGGCAUCUACCCUUUCCGUCCACCUUGUCCUACCUCCCGACCCCUGCUCUGUGACGCUGUUCUAAAUGCUAUUUGGGGGAGAUGCCCCUGACCUAGCCAAUAUCAUAUCCUGUCUUGUUCAGUGCUGUGCUACUGGUGUUCUGUCUCACACUGUUGGCUCUCUCCAGUUCCAUCCGCUGCAGCAUUCUACACAAAUGCAAGGCAUUGGCGGAAAACGUCACGGCCCGGUGUCCUGUUCGUAAUCUGAGCUUCCAGAAAUAAAUACGACAGGUUUCA